GCUCGGUACGCGCACAAGCACUUGUGGCACGCGUCGUGGUGGAGCAUGUCGAGCAAGUAUCGCAGAGAGUGGAACAAGCCGAUCUGGCUCUUACACGAGUCUCAUCACCUCCCGCGCGAGGGUGCGUACGAGGCGAACGACGUCUUCGCGCUCGUCAACGGCGUCCCGGCGUUCGCGCUGUGCGCGUUCGGCUUCUUCACCCCGGGCGUGUUCGGUGGCUUGUGCUUCGGCGCUGGUUUGGGAAUCACGCUGUACGGUAUCGCGUACAUGUACGUCCACGACGGCUUGGUGCACAAGCGCUUUCCCACCGGCCCGCUCGGCAAGCUUCCUUUGCUGCGAAAAAUCGCCGCCGGGCACACGAUUCACCACACCGAGGCGUUCGAGGGCGUUCCUUGGGGACUUUUUCUCGGUAUUCAAGAGCUCGAAGCCGUUCCGGGCGGCUUGGAUGAACUCAACAAA
Ostreococcus lucimarinus CCE9901 is the source of this 459-nucleotide messenger RNA. RefSeq lists its product with no specific name. The transcript has a single exon. Gene Ontology annotation, molecular function: beta-carotene 3-hydroxylase activity. Gene Ontology annotation, biological process: carotene metabolic process; xanthophyll biosynthetic process. The record is from RefSeq and is a predicted model, not a curated record. Gene Ontology annotation, cellular component: chloroplast. The annotation marks the transcript as partial. NCBI's taxonomy places the organism in Eukaryota, Viridiplantae, Chlorophyta, Mamiellophyceae, Mamiellales, Bathycoccaceae.